This is a messenger RNA of Lactuca saligna, 485 nucleotides long. The record is from the annotation of a GenBank genome assembly. Lineage: Eukaryota; Viridiplantae; Streptophyta; Magnoliopsida; Asterales; Asteraceae.
AUGUCAGUGAACAAACCUAAAAUUGAGAGUCGGGAAGACAAAGGUGUAAAAGAUUCUCAAGAUGGGGUCUUACUCACAACGUUUAUUUGGAACCGGCGGAAAGGAUACGAAUUGGAAACAGGGUUAGCAGGACUACGGAAUCCCACUUAUUUGGAGAAAGUAAAAGUGGCCCUGGUAGAAGAAAGAGAGAGGCUUUAUAUGCUUUUAAAACAAGUCUCGUUUCUAAAUCUGUAUCCAAGCCAUUCCAAUUUUAUACUUUGUGAGGUCACUGUUGGAAGAGAUGCUAAGAACCUAAAGAUUGUAGCCUCGGAAUCCAUACAAGACACUGGAGCAGUUACAAAAGAAGGCCCUAGGGUCUUGUUCAAUGCUUUAGCUGUGUUUGCUCUAAGGGAGAUCAACUUAUCAAAAGUAACCUUCUCAACAACAACAUUAUACUUAAGCAGGUGAGUAAUCAAGAUUAAGGGAGACUUGUAAUCAUGUUUGGC